CUGGAAGGAGACUCAAUGGAGCAGGACGUGGAGAGCCCUGUUACAAUCCAUCCGCCUAAGUUGCCCAAACAAGCCAGGGAAGAUCUGCCGAAGCACUUAAAAGAAUGUACCAAGAGGAAAAUCCAGAGGUAUGUUAGGAAAGAUGGAAAAUGCAACGUCCACCAUGGAAAUGUGAGAGAGACUUAUCGUUACCUGACUGACAUCUUCACAACCUUGGUUGACCUCAAAUGGAGAUUCAACCUUUUUAUUUUUGUCAUGGUUUAUACUGUGACGUGGCUUUUCUUUGGAUUCAUCUGGUGGCUAAUUGCUUACAUCCGAGGAGAUUUGGAACAUAUAGGGGAUAAGAAAUGGACCCCAUGUGUCAGUAACCUCAAUGGGUUUGUUUCCGCCUUUUUAUUCUCCAUAGAGACAGAAACCACCAUUGGGUAUGGUUUUCGGGUCAUCACAGACAAAUGUCCUGAAGGAAUUAUCCUGCUUUUAGUUCAGUCUGUUUUAGGAUCUAUAGUCAAUGCUUUCAUGGUUGGCUGCAUGUUUGUGAAAAUAUCCCAGCCCAAGAAGAGGGCAGAAACCUUGGUGUUUUCUACCAAUGCCGUAAUUUCCAUGCGAGACGGAAAGCUGUGUCUGAUGUUCCGUGUUGGGGACCUUAGAAAUUCACACAUUGUGGAAGCAUCAAUACGAGCCAAGUUGAUCAAGUCGAAACAGACAAAGGAGGGGGAAUUUAUACCACUCAACCAGACAGAUAUUAAUGUAGGUUAUUAUACAGGGGACGAUCGUCUGUUUUUGGUUUCACCACUGAUCAUCAGCCAUGAAAUAAAUCAACAGAGUCCAUUCUGGGAGAUUUCCAAAGCUCAACUGCCCAAAGAAGAAUUAGAAAUAGUGGUCAUCCUAGAAGGAAUGGUGGAAGCAACAGGGAUGACGUGUCAAGCCCGAAGUUCUUAUGUUACCAGUGAGAUCCUGUGGGGUUACCGUUUUACACCUGUUCUCACGCUAGAGGACGGAUUUUAUGAAGUUGAUUACAAUAGCUUUCAUGAUACAUAUGAGACCAACACACCAUCUUAUAGUGCCAAAGAACUGGCAGAGAUUGCUAGCCGAGCAGAAUUACCCCUCACUUGGUCUGUGUCCAGCCAAUUAGACCAGCGUGCCGAAAUGGAUACUGAAGAGGAGACCAAGGACAACGAAGAACAAACUGAAAGGAAUGGUGAUGUGGCCAACUUAGAGAAUGAGUCCAAAGUUUAGAACUUAACAGUGGGGACAGAGAACCACUAAUCUUCCUUUAAAGGGGGAUUGAGGGAGGACCGAUUAAGGUGUGACAUGCCUCCCUGCCUGUAAGGCAAGCAAAGAUUUGGGUUAAAGCUGCAAUAUCCCUGCAAUGUUGCCAUGUAACCUGUUAUCCUUGUUCUAUUUUUUCAGCUGGAGAACUCAGUGUUCACACAUGGCAGGUGUCUGGUUCGGGGCUGGUUUCUAAGAGAAAGGGCAGAAAUUUGUUAACCUGGGCCAAAAGCAAA
Messenger RNA from Zootoca vivipara (common lizard), 1505 nucleotides. NCBI's taxonomy places the organism in Eukaryota, Metazoa, Chordata, Lepidosauria, Squamata, Lacertidae. The record is from RefSeq and is a predicted model, not a curated record.